CACAGCCCAAACUUUCGGACUCCUCCCUCCAGCUUCCCCCCUCAAGCUCCAGUCUCCUGAAGCCCCUCCAGCGUUCUGCUGGAUCCAUGGAGCUGCUGCUGCCUCGUACACAGUAAGAUGUUUCCAACACGAACACCCGCUCUCCCGGUCAGUGGAUCCAGAUUGUCGGUGGCUCCUCCAGGGGACGGGGUCCAGCCUCAUCCUCAUGUUGUGGUUUGUUGUUCGGACUGCUGCCUGGCUAAGUGCUAACGUUAGCUUAGCCGAAGUUAUCUGGGGAGACGUGCAGCCCGACGAGCAAGUGUGUGAACAUGGGAAACUUCUCGCAGUAGAAGCUUUAGAAAAGUCGACACUUGUGUGUUUCUUUCUCUCAUUGUGGUCCAAAGAUGAAAAAUACAUAGAAGAAAACAGAAGAGCUCCAACAGUGCAGCAGAGAUGUCUCCUAAAGUGCCUGGUGGCCAAGGCAGAGGGGACUAUUCUGCAGUGCAAGUAGCUGUUCGAGUGCGCCCCCUGCUGCCUAAAGAACUUCUACACUGCCAUGAGAGCUGUAUCACUGUGGACACUGAACUUUGUCGGGUCACCCUGGGCCAUGACAGACACUUCCUUAGUGACUUCCUGUUUGAAGAAUCCUGCUGUCAGGAGGAGGUUUAUUCUGUGUCUGUCCAGCCACUCAUCGAUGCCUUCUUCCAAGGGUUCAAUGCUACAGUGUUUGCCUAUGGACAGACAGGCUCAGGCAAGACUUACACCAUCGGAGAAGCUAAUAUUUGUUCCUUUAGAGAUGAGGUGCAGGGUAUCAUUCCAAGGGCUGUUGCAGAUGUCUUUAAGCUGUUAGAUGAAAAUGACCUCACAGACUUCUCUGUCCGAGUCUCUUACCUGGAGGUCUACAAAGAGGAGUUUAAGGACUUACUGGAGGUAGAGACGGCCAGCAAGGACAUCCACAUCCGAGAGGAUAAAGGCAACAUUGUUUUGUGUGGCGUAAAAGAAUGUGAAGUGGAGGGCCUUGAUGAGGUUUUGAGUUUACUAGAGUCAGGAAACACUGCCCGGCACACUGGCGCAACCCAGAUGAAUCCAAACUCCAGCCGGUCGCACACUAUUUUUACAGUGUACAUGGAGCAACGUCGGGGGAUUACACGCCUUUAUGGUACCACUGCAACUUCUGGACCACAAAUGUUGUCUUCCAAAUUCCACUUUGUUGACCUGGCAGGGUCAGAGCGCAUUUUAAGGACAGGGAACACUGGAGAGAGACUGAAGGAGAGCAUCCAGAUUAACAGUGGACUGCUGGCCCUGGGAAAUGUUAUUGGGGCGCUGGGGGACCCCAAGAGGAAAGGCUCUCACAUACCAUACAGAGAUUCUAAAAUCACAAGGAUCCUAAAAGAUUCUUUAGGAGGAAAUUCAAAAACACUGAUGAUUGCCUGCAUCAGCCCAUCCUCCUCAGACUUUGAUGAGAGUCUGAAUACACUAAACUAUGCCACGAGGGCAAGAAACAUUCAGAACAAGGCCACUGUCAACUGCAAACGUGAGCCAGAUCGUGUAGAAGGGCUGGAGCAACAAAUCAAGGCCCUGCGCAGAGCCCUCGAAAACCGCCACCGCUCAGAGACCCGCAUCAUCGCUCACGCUGAUCCAAACAGGAGGCCUCGACUCGGAGAGGGAGAGAUCAGCAGAAUGCAGGCCCAAAGUGCUCACUAUAGGACCUGCACGGACACUGCUUACAGGUUACUGCGGGAGCUGCAAAGCGAAGGGGCUCUGACUGCAGAACAGAGUUUGAAGGUGAAGGAGUGGCUGUGCUCAGUGGAGGAGGAACAGAGCCGACUGACCACUGCUUCAGGACCAGACAGUGGUAUCGAGAACAGCUCCACUGAGGAAAGUGUUGCACUGAGGAGGGGAAGGCCCACUGUCAGGAACCAGCAGGAUCCAGAGGCUCAAGAGGAGAGGUGGAUCCAUGAGCAUGAGAAAGGUGGAGAGAAUGAGGACAGUGUUCAGCUUCAGGCCCAGAUUCAGCGGUUGGAGACAGAGAACACAGACUUUUUAGCUGCUCUGGAGGAUGCUAUGGAACAAUACAAGCAGCAGAGUGAUAAACUGCAGGAGCAGCAGGACUUGAUCGCAGAGCUGCAGUGUCAGCUGUCCACUCCAGGGCUGGUGGGCCUAGGCCUUAACUUGAGAUCCCGGCCACACACUGCCCCCAUUGCCUCCAUGCAUCAAAGUCAGAAUGGAGUCACAUUCAGACAGAUGAGUCCAGUGGGCUAUGUUGGUAAUGGGCCUGGUGGUGAUCAGGAUGGUAACCUCUUUGAGGAGCUGGGGAUUCAAGGAGGAGCAGAAAUGUCAGACACAGAAGAAGAGAGCAAUGUUCUCAACCUCAGCCAGGAGAGACGCAAGCAUGUGAAUCCAACCUGGACCAAAAGGGACGUGUUGUUUGGAGGACUAACAGCUGGUGGUAAAGGUCCAUCCUCUCAGCUGCCUCAGCUCUACCAGCACAUGUAUUUAACCAGAAAAGCAUCCAACUCCAGUUCUGGGGACACAUCGGCCCGUGAGAGUUUGAAAAGUUUUGAAGGCGUUUCAGAGUGGGGGCUCCUUCAGGCACAGCAGAAGAUCCGCGAGCUGUCUGUCACCAUCCGCAUGAAGGAAGAACUCAUCAAGGAGCUGGUCAAAACAGGUAAGGAUGCUCAGGCCCUGAACAGGCAGUACAGCCAUAAGAUCACAGCUCUGGAGAGUGAAGCUGUGCAGGCUCGACAGGAGAUGCAGGAGGCGCAGCGGCAGCUGCAGGAUCUAGAGAGACAAGAGCGAGAGAUCAGCGUGACGGACAACACAAGAGCACAGGAAUGUCGCAGGAAGAUAGCUGCCGCUCAGAGCAAAGUUCAGGUUCUAAGUCAACGUCAACGGGAUACUGCUCGUCUAGCUAACCUGCCUGCACAGAACGAACGUCGCGUGUUGGAGCUGGAGCGCAGUGUCCAGUCUAUGAGGCAGCAGCAGGAGCAGCUACAGAAGCGGCUGCGUCAGGAAAGUCAGCAGAAACGACGUCUAGAGACCGAGAUGCAACGAAGAACUCACAGAGUCAAGGAACUCGAGAUAAAGAACGAGCAGCAACAGAAGAUCCUGAGGAUAAAAACAGAAGAGAUUGCCGCCUUUCAGAGGCAGAGACGUAGUGGAAGCAACGGCUCAGUCAUCUCAUUGGAAGAACAACAGAAGAUUGAAGAACAAAAACGCUGGCUUGAUGAGGAAAUGGAGCGGGUUCUGGAACAGAGAAGAGGACUAGAAGAUUUGGAAGGAGAGCUGACGAAACGAGAGACGAUCCUGGCGAAGAAGGAAGCCCUGCUGCAGGAGCGCAGCGGACUGGAGACCAAGCGGCUCCGCUCCAGUCAGGCCCUGAGUAAGGACCUGGUGACGCUUACAGGGCGAAUUGAGUCCCUUGAGAGAGAGUUGAGUGAGAGGAACGGCCUCCUUCGCAGCAGCAGUGCUCAAGACUCCGAACAGAUCCGCCAAGAGAUCUCCAACCUCCGUCAAGAGAAAGAUUCGCUGCUUAAACAGCGAGUUGAGCUGGACGAUAAGCUGCGGCAGGGGAACCUGCUCUCCCCUGAGGAGGAGCGAACGCUUUUCCAGUUGGACGAGGCAAUAGAGGCUCUGGACGCAGCCAUCGAGUACAAGAAUGAGGCCAUCACUCAAAGACAGAGGCAGCUGAGGGCUUCUGCCAGUAUGCUCUCCCAGUGGGAGAUGAACCUCAUGGCCAAACUCAGCUAUCUGUCUGGCUCUGAGACCAGAGCCCUGCUGUGCAAGUACUUUGACAAGGUGGUGUCUCUGCGUGAGGAAGAGCGAAAGCUGCAGCUAGCACUGGCUGAGCUGGAAAUGCAACUGGACGAGCAGCAGAGACUGGUGCAGUGGCUGGAGAACGCCCUCGAUCGCACACAACUCGACACCGAUCGCCGACUCACACAACAGCAGAAGGAACACGAGAGGAGUGUGCAGCUCUUACUGCAGCAGUGUCGAGAGCAAAUGGACGAGGGUUUGGCAGGAAGGCAGCGACAGUACGAGGGAUGGAUCCAUAACCUCAGCAAGGAGCUUAACCACUUCAAGGCAGCUAAUGUGGAACUAAGCAACAAGCUGAGGGAGCUCUGUGGUUCAGCCAGCCAGCCUAAGGAGCAUGCUAAAGAUGGUAAAGCAGCAAGUGUCUGCAGCAUGGAGAAGCUGACUCACUGCCCUGAGGACAGCCCAGGAGUCAGAAACGUGGGGCAGCCUGACAAAACUCCCAGGUCUAGGGAAGAAAUGCGUGAGCUGGUAAACACCCCGCUCCCAUCCACAUGGAGGCGCUCUUCCCUCCCUAUAGAGGAACCUGCUGUCAUGGAGGAACUGUGGAUUCAAGCGGCUGGGGACGUCCCUGUUAACCGUGUAGUUCAAACUGGCAUGGGGCCCUGGGUCGGGCAGACAUCCCUGCCUGUGGUUAAAUCUCGCCGAGAGUCACGUCGCUCCAGUCUCAACAUCGGACCACUGAACACAAACAAUUCAUUAAUCGACGUACGGAAGAACCCUGUCUGAAUUUUAGUGAAAUGUUACUUUUACGACCAAUCACCUAGAUUUUGUUAUGUGGUUUCAGAAAUAUUGUUUUAUCCACUUUUAGUCUUUGUAUUACAAUUUUUGUUCUUGUAUAUAAAGUUUUAUAUUAAAACAGAAAUCCACUGAUUUUUACAUGAAGCACUUUCACUAAGGUCAAGUUUAAGUUUCCGUUUCAUACCGUCAUUUGUAUGUUUAAGGUCUUAGCAACCAUGAAAGUCAAUAAGACGUGAAUUGAUUACAUUAUUACGAUUUGAGGUUUUCUUUUUUUUCUAAUAAGUAAGCGUCUUUUGACUUUUAAAAUAUUUUAUAUUAAACUGUUUUUGCCU
Molecule: messenger RNA, 4865 nt
Organism: Paralichthys olivaceus (Japanese flounder)
Lineage: Eukaryota; Metazoa; Chordata; Actinopteri; Pleuronectiformes; Paralichthyidae
Gene: kif7
Product: kinesin family member 7
Biological process (GO): microtubule-based movement; spindle elongation; mitotic spindle organization
Cellular component (GO): microtubule associated complex
Molecular function (GO): microtubule motor activity; ATP binding; microtubule binding
Source: RefSeq, a predicted model, not a curated record